AUGGCAUCCGUAACCGAGGUCCUACAGCGGAAGCCGCACAAUGUUGCGGUUCAAACCAACCCAGCUCACAACCUGCAUCUCAUCGAGACGAACAUCCCGGAGCCAGGCCCCACGGACUGCCUGGUCCAUGUCCGCGCAACGGGCAUCUGUGGCUCAGAUGUGCACUUCUGGAAGCACGGCCAUAUCGGUGACAUGGUUGUGUGUGGCGAGAACGGUCUUGGCCAUGAAAGCUCAGGGGUGGUGAUCAAAACAGGAAAAGACGUGACGAGAUUCAAGCCAGGUGACAGAGUCGCCCUUGAAUGCGGGAUUCCUUGCUCCAAACCGACGUGUUACUACUGCAGAACCGGCCAGUACAACGCUUGUCCUGAAGUCGUCUUCUUCUCGACUCCCCCUUACCAUGGUACACUACGUCGUUACCACGUCCACCCUGAGGCCUGGCUGCAUUCUUUGCCUGAUAGCCUUAGCUACGAGGAAGGUUCGCUGCUUGAGCCUCUGUCGGUGGCUCUCGCCGGUAUCGACAGGUCCAACCUUCGUCUCGGGCAGCCGCUGGUCAUUUGUGGCGCUGGGCCUAUCGGCCUGGUGACUCUUCUGGCUGCUCAUGCAGCGGGUGCGGCACCGAUCGUCAUCACCGACCUAGAUGAGAACCGCCUAGCCAAGGCCCAGCAGCUCGUUCCGCGGGUUCGCACCGUCCGCGUUGAGCGCGGUGAUGAUGCUAAGGGCCUGGGUAAGAAAAUGGUAGACGCCUUGGGGGCAGAGGCACGACUAGUCUUGGAGUGCACGGGGGUAGAGUCUAGUAUCCAUGCCGCAAUUUAUGCUGCGGCGUUUGGAGCCUCCGUCUUUGUCAUUGGUGUUGGGAAGGACUUUCAGAAUAUCCCUUUCAUGCACCUCUCGUCGAAAGAGAUUGACCUUCGCUUCCAAUAUCGAUACCAUGACACCUACCCCAAGGCAAUCAGUCUUGUGACUGAGGGGCUGAUCGACUUGAAGCCACUUGUUACACACCGAUUCAAGCUAGAUGAGGGCAUAGAAGCGUUUCAAGCGGCUUCGAAUCCGGCGGCCAGGGCUAUUAAAGUUCAAAUCAUUGACGAUUGA
Fusarium falciforme is the source of this 1089-nucleotide messenger RNA. RefSeq lists its product as hypothetical. Bases 1 to 1089 code for a protein of 362 amino acids. The transcript has 3 exons. NCBI's taxonomy places the organism in Eukaryota, Fungi, Ascomycota, Sordariomycetes, Hypocreales, Nectriaceae. Gene Ontology annotation, biological process: D-sorbitol catabolic process. The record is from RefSeq and is a predicted model, not a curated record. Gene Ontology annotation, molecular function: L-iditol 2-dehydrogenase (NAD+) activity; zinc ion binding.